AGCAGUACGCAAAUGGACCCCAAGGGACUGCCCUAUGCCCCCAGUGCUUGAGAACAUGUCUGUGAAAAUAUCAUACACCCUGAACGCGUCAAUAGCGACCUACAUGUGCGAUGGCAACUACACAGUCUGCAGCGACUACGACAACGUCUUGCGAUGUGAAGGCGAGCUGGGGUGGAAGGAAGAGCCAAUCCCGUGUGUGAAAGCUGUUGAAAAUAUCUCGUUUCAGGGUGAAAAUUCUUCAGUUAUUUUUGGCUGCCCUUUUAAACUCGGGACACGCAUAGAAGCCUGGCUCAAGCCAAAUGGGAGUAUACCGAGGUACCAAGUAAGUCUGGAGACGAAGAACUCCAGCGAAGAGAUAAUCGGAUUAGGGUUUGACGCGGUCUCUGCGGGGGAAUUCCUCACACGAUACACCGGAAGUCCUGAACAAGCGACAUCUGUUGACUUCCCAGCCCUUCAGCGAGACGCCGAGUACCAUUUUGUGUUCACGUUUUACAGUGAUAGCAUUCAGGCUACAGUUGAUGGUGUGUUGAUCUGGAACUAUCCCCACUACCAGAUGUCGCACCGUAUAGGAUCUCUAGCAGUAGCUGGUCUCAGCAUCCGGCAGAUAGGGGUCACCGUGAGCAGAGAUACUGUAAAACAGCCGAUACCGUCAAAUCUUGCCUUGAAGAAAACAGCCACAUCCAGCACCAAUGGCGCGGGAGCCGAGCCGGGGGGGAUGGUUGACGGCGACGCGAACAAAACCUGCUGGUCUCAUGCAGAGAACGACACUGAUGCAUUUUGGGAGGUAGACUUACAGGGUUACUACUACAUCCGGGACAUCGUCGUCGGCAGCAGCACGUGCCCCUCUCAACCAUGCGACACAAAGCCCCAUGACUUCGAGAUCUCAGUGAGUGGGCACAGCGAGGAGGACAAGGUCUGCUAUCUGUAUCAAGGUGACAUGGAGCCAGACAGCACGGAGAGGUUGGUCUGUGGUGAGGAGGUGUUGGGCAGGUAUGUGAAGAUAGUGCCCAAAGCAAGAAGAGACAACUCCGAUCUCCUUACCUUAUGUGAAGUUGAGGUUUACGGGAGCAGCUUGAAACCUACUGCGUGGUCACCGUUUCACUGCGGCCCUCCCCCUGUGGAGGAGGAAAGUGUGACGUCACUCGCCUACUCUGCCACACAGGCAGUGGCGACCUACACCUGCAGGGACAACUACACCACGUGUGAUGACGUCAACUCCACCGUCAUGACAUGCUCCAGCGGUCAGCGUUGGAAAGGGACUCCCAUAAAAUGUGUUCAGAAUGUGUUUGAAUACACAGAUGUAAGAGAUAUUGAUGUUUUCGAGUUCCGGAAUACUUGUGACUUUACCGUAUUCUCAUCACUGGAGGUGUGGGCGACUCCUUCCCCUCAAGGAGCCAAGUUUUUCCUUGAGAUCGAGAACACCACCAUUGCCUUCACCGUGGAGCUGAAUUCGAACGACUCGACACUGAUCGGAUCAGUUGACUAUGGAAGCCAAACAACGUUGAUCAACACGAGCCUCUCUACCCCUGGAUCUGAACACCACUUGGUCUUUACCGUUAUGCCCGACAUCAUUCGUAUUGAGGUAGACAAGACGGAAAUGGCGCAAGUGCCUCAUUUUUUUGAAAGCCUUAAGAUUGAUUGUCUACGGUUCGAGAACAUCUCUGCCAGGAUGAUCAAGAUGAACAAUGGAAACCUGCGUGGGGUUCACAAAGUGCCCCUCGUCCAAAACAUGGCAUUACGAAAGAGAGCAGAGGCUUCAACGGGACCCGACCCAGCGUCUGUCGUUGAUGGCUCCCAGGCGACGUGUUGGGAAACAACAAGCAACGAUGCUGAUUCAUGGUGGCAGGUAGACCUCCAGGGAUACUACUACGUCAAGAGCGUCGGCAUCAGUCACGUGACCAGCUGCACCGCCUGCGAGAGAUAUCGUCAUGACUUCCAGGUGGAGGUCUACAAGACUAAUCCCCAAGUUUACCCUGAGUCUGACGUCUCGUCCUGCUAUACGUACCUGGCCGUGGUUCCAUCUCGUGAGAAGACCACUAUGGACUGUCUGCCUGACAGCUUUGGUCGCUAUGUCAGAAUCAAACGCGUGACCACGCCCCGCCCCGAUGACGUCAUGGCAUUGUGUGAAGUGGAGGUGUUUGUCUCUAAACCAGUCAAGGGGGAUGCAUGGACCCCCUUCAGCUGCCCCAAGCCUCCUCUAGCCGACCUGACCCCUCUGCGCAUGUCCUAUACAGCCACUGAAGCCAUGGCAACCUACCAGUGUCAAGAGGGAUUCAGUGUCUGUGCCGGAAGUGACGUCAUCAAGUGCAAUUCAAGUGCAGGAUGGCCGAGUCGUGACAUGUCAUGCAGACAGACAACGUUUGAAGUGCCGGGAGAUUUUCUAACAAGCGUGGAUGUCCAAUGUCCUCUGACUGUCGGCGAUGUCCUUGAGUCUUGGGUGUCCUCCAAGGAGAGAAUCUCGGUACUAAUGCUUCAAGCUGACAGUCAGGCGCAGUUUGCACUUGUAUAUGAGAUGUCACCUCGACAGUGGUAUGUUUCCCAUAGCACAAAUGCCGGAGAGCCUCAAACGAAAUACGUAGACAACAGUCCAUUUCUAAUCCCUGGCCAAGAGUGGCAUGUUGUCAUGGCCUUUCUAUCAGAGCACAUGCAUAUUGAGAUUAACGGUCGACCACUGGUGGUAUAUCCUCAUUACAUUCCACUCAGUCAGGUGCGCGUCGUCACCAGCAUAAUUGGAUUCAAACUCAGGAAAGUCAGCGUGUCUAAAUGGAGACAUGCCUUUCUAGAGGCGCCACUGACGAACCUUGCACACGACAGGACGUCCACGGCAAGCAGCAACGUCAGGACGGCGAUGUUGGUGGUGGACGGGAACGACAGGAACGACUGGAUGUCCGAUUCCUGUUGGUCAGCUGUGAAAUCGAGUGAUCCGGCAUGGUGGCAGGUGGACCUGGGUGGUUACUAUGUUGUCACAAAGAUUCAAGUAUCCAGCAUACAAACGUGUGAUUUAGAGUGCUCUUGGACCAAAAGGCUUCAUGAUUUCUCCAUUGAUGUGUUUAUGGAUGAUCCCACAACGACGGAAGACAAGGGCCGGCGGUGCUACACGUAUGAUGGCUUGUUUCCGAGCGGCACCACGCGGUCACUUGUCUGUCGGUCCUCCAUCCCCGGCAGGUACACCCGACUCACCAGACACAAAGUCAGACCACAAGACGAGUUCACUGUGUGCGAGGUUCAAGUGUACGGCAACAAGGUGGUAAAGAAAGAUUCCGGACCUUACGACUGUGUUCUCCCUCCUCCCCAUCUUGAUGGAGCCACAUCGGAUGUUCAAUACACAGAGACCCGGAUGCAGGCCAUCUACUCGUGCAAGACAGGUUAUGCACCUUGUGGUUUAGAGCCACCAACGUGCGCAUGCGCAGGUGGCAUCUGGCAAGCUAUCAGAGGAUCCUGCUACCGGUCAGCCUACAGAUACCCCCCAGUUAGCAGCAAGUCACUUCUACUGAAUUGCCCCAUUGUAUAUUCCACCAGCGUCCAUAUCUUUGCAACGCCAACACUGGGAAAAGACAUGUACAUCAGCUUACGCCACAACCUCCGAGGCUUUUUGACAUUGAGGAUCUUCUUCAACCAUAAGGAUUACCAGAAUGUCACAAGGGUAUCCAACAACAAGGGGGAUAUCCAGGCAGAUAUGUUUCCCUUUGUUAUCGGAGAGGAAUUCCAUCUGAUGAUCUCCUACUUUACCGACUAUUUCAAGAUUGAGGUCAACUCAGUUCCCUUGGUGACAGCAGUGUCAAGUACCGUCCAUGAUGGCAUCAUUGCUGACGUCGCGUUUUUUGGACCGAUGGCCGUGAGGGAACUGCGCUUUGAUAUGCCUGAUGAAAAAACCUACUACAAAGACAUCCAUGCAAAACCACACAGCAGAUACAAGUUUGUUGACCUUCCGAUUACAACCACUCAAACCACGAAAUACUUCCGGGUCAAGGCUUGUAAAGAUGUCGUCAUCGAUGUCAAGGGGGGUCUGUUCCUGGAGGACCACGUCCAGUUCACCCUUGGUGCCAGAGAGAAUACAAAGACGGACUGUACAGUAUGUCCUGAACAGAAGUCCAUCUGGGACAGUCCGCUGUCGUGUGAUGAUUACAGGACAUUCUGGCUGGACUGGUCAAAUGGCCUUGACCUUAAGUUGGGGGAGGGGUCUGUAAUAGGGGCAGGAUUUAUCAUGCAAGCACCUGUAUCAUCGGCCAUAGAUCAAAUAAGAAUAACAGGCACAACCAAUGUUAUCAACAUUGAACACCCAGAAACCUGUGGGAGUCCAGAACCGCCUCCUCUCAACAUGGUCAUUGAUAAAUAUCAACGUGAAUCACGAAUAUCUACCUCUGUUACGUACACGUGUGUCGACCAGAACUAUAUGUUCUGUGGCGAGGACAAUGUGGCUAACUGCACUAUGGGCGUGGUGGGAAACGAGGUCAAAGGUGAAUGCCGGAAAAUGACAUGGCAUCCCAAAGAAAGGAACCUUACAGCUCACUGGCCAUGCAAGGUGACCGAGGGGUCAACGCUGUCUCUUUAUCUCACAGAAAACGGGACGUUUUCUCUGCAUUUCGGCGAUUUCCGGAACAUACUCCUACAAAUAGAUGCUUCUUUUGCAAAUGAAACUUUUACAGUUGGACACCAACCGAAAUCCGCUACAGAGACCAAGUCUGAUAUAUCAUUGUUUCCUUUUACAAAGAAUAAGAAGUUCCACUUGACUGUGAUGUUGUCGAAUAGUCUGUAUAAGAUCAGUGUAGACGAUACUGAGGUUGCUUCCUACAACGACACCUUUGACUACAGCCAGGUCGCCUACGUCUUCAUCCAAGCAGACAAGGCCGAGAAUGUCCGCAUCUUUACACCUGAGAAUGGCUACAAAGACUGCUCGUCGGCCAUUGUACUGAAUGGUCAGGUUCAGCAAAGUGAGACGUCGGUUGGAGCUGAAGGGACGGUCACGUGUCACGCUGGCCACAGUUUCUGCGGUACUUUAAAUAAAGUCACGUGUUGGAGCGACGGCACGUGGAGGUUUAACGCUCCGCUGCUAUCCGCGUGUCAACGCAAUACCUGGACUGAAGUACCCGAGCUAACACAGGAUACUGAUUUCGGAGUGCCCUGUGAGUUAAAGUCUUCGGCCGCGAUUAAGCUGAAAGCUGUACUCGGGACGAACAGCGCAAAGUUCCAGAUGCAGCUGUUAGCUGACAAGGAAGCCGUGCUAAUCAUCAAGUAUGUUGUCCUGUCCAGCAGUUUGACCGCCAGCAGAGUGCUGGGUGGGAGGACUACCCAACAGGAGACUAUACAGAACCACGACUUCAACACCAUGGACAUCGACCUGACCGUCGACGUUACCCCCACAGCCUUCAAUAUUUCUGUCAAUGGGGUAAUUAUGUCGUCGUAUCCAUACGAAUCCCCGCUCAGGAGUGUGAAGUUCAUCUCUAUAUCUCAAGGCACCAGGAUCGACUCUCUGACCAUUUUAAAUUCCAAUUAGAAUGUGAAAUAUGAACAUAUAAUGUUGAUCAAACUGACCCUGUUGAAGUUGGACAUAUCGUUUUAACCCUACCGAACAGCAUGCAGUACCGCUCUGCACACUCCCGAGCGGUUGGGUAGCCCAGUGGGUAAAGCGUUCGCUUGUCACGUCGAAUGUCGGGUUCGAUUCCCAAUAUUUGGACAGUGUUUACAGUCGAUAUCUGGUGUCCCCGCCAUUUUACUAAUUGCGGCGUCAAACUAUACUCAUUCACUAUAUAGCUUUAUGUACAGGCUGCCAAUGACCUGACCGUCGUAUCACUUAAUGCGCAUAUACGGAGGGACAAAAGAAAGCAUCUUUUAUUUGCGAGUUUGCUUUUUUAUGUGAUUGCAAUUUGAAAGAACUGUUGUUUGAUUAUGUUUAUUUGAUCCUCCUUCAUUCCUGCAACAGUAAAAAUUAAUCUGUUACUGGGUAAUAUUGUGUUAAAACACAUCGGUUCAAUGAAGACUGGUGUAAAAAAUGAAUUGACAACCACAUGACCCCUGCCAUGUUGGAAAUGGAAAUUUGUGCCGAAAAAAAAUAUGAUGUCUAGCAUACCCAUCACAAGUUGUGUAUUAUGCGAAAUUAUAUUUUUUAAUUUGUAAAAGUUUUAAAUAUAUUUUUUUUAAUAAAACCAUAUAGAAGUAUUCUUUGAGUGCUGACUAAGCGUUUUGAUAUGAUAUCGCUAACUUAAGAUAUUUCCAAUUGAAAAUGUAACAUAUCAUAGCUGAGAGGUAUAAUUUGAACAGAAAAGUAUAAUAUAUUGAGCAUAGAUUUACAUAAUUAGAGAUUUCAGCGAAGUUAGUGGCCACCUUGAAUUUUCUACCACCAGGGGGCGCUGCUAAGCUUGGGCCCGUAUCCGGAAAUGUUAGGAAUGGUUCAAUGUGUAAGUGUGCAAAGUUUGGUCCUUUAAAACCUAAGUGCCCAAUUUUUCCCUUAACCGCCCCACUAUCAGUUUAUCACCUAUCAGGGUACCAAACAUUGACUUGUUUCUUGAGGCUGAUGUGUAAGUACCAUGUAAUCCGUAGUUAAUAAAGAUUUAUUUUUGAAAAGUCCA
Messenger RNA from Haliotis rufescens (red abalone), 6566 nucleotides. RefSeq lists its product as uncharacterized. The transcript has 31 exons. Lineage: Eukaryota; Metazoa; Mollusca; Gastropoda; Lepetellida; Haliotidae. Gene Ontology annotation, molecular function: carbohydrate binding. Bases 35 to 5494 code for a protein of 1819 amino acids. The record is from RefSeq and is a predicted model, not a curated record.